AUGUCUCAAUCCUCUGAUUCGGAAUUUGAUGAGCCAAUCAGUUUCGAAGAAGAUUACGAAUACAAAGAAGCGGAGGAAGACUUUGAACAUGGUGAAUUCGAUGGAUAUCCAGAUGAAGCUGACAAGAAUGCGGUGGAACCAAAGGAGAAGUGGGACGAGGAGGUUGCCGAGCACCGAGACAUAAACCACGAACUGAGACUGUUAAAAGAGUUGUAUAAAAGCAAAACGAGUGUUGAUGAGGAAGAUGAGGAGUUUUUGAAAUGUUUAAACGACGAUAAUAAGCUUCAGAAGACCGUGAGGACAGCUUCUGAAGUUUUGAAGGAGUUUGACGAGAAAAAGGAGUCGAAAGACGUGGAAAGUGAGGAUGUUCAAACUGGAGGAGGUUAGUUUAUUUGUUAAAUUAUAUAUAUGAAUUUAAGGGAUGAUAGCUUAAUUAUCGAUGAGAUUGCGAUAUUGUAGUAGGUGUAAGGGUGAGGUUAACGUUUUUUCGUUAUAACUUUUGCCAAAGGAUAGCUGAUGGAUUGAAAUCUUCAGUGUUAUUAGAAAAUAUACUGUGCCAACUAACGUUUUAUAAAUUUUAUAAAAAUUCUUCUUUACUUCAAGUUACAGUGCUUACUGUACUUUUCCUUAAAGCUGUAGUUCCUUACAAAAUGAAAAUUUUUUGUACAUUUAACAAUUUUGAACUAUUUUACGACAUUUUAUCGGGAUCUUAAGCAUUAUAACAUCAUUUUCAAUAAAUUUGCAAGUUUUGAAAAACAUGUGAGCUUUGAGAACCUUGUCCUUUGCAAUGUUUGUUUAAAAAAUGAAAUUCAUCCGAACCCAGGUCUUAUUUGAAUAAUAGCAAUCAAGUAAUGUGUGGACAGUUGUUUUAAACGAUUAUUUGGAAGGACGACCCGUUGCACAUCAUUUUGUUGUCCUAACACAUUGAAUUUUAAUUGUUUUAGGGCGUGUAAGACCUCAACGCUUUUUGACUGUAUUAAAUCAACGGAAAGUGAAAGGAUUACAAGUAGCUGCUGAUAAGGAAGAUGAUAGGCAAUUGAAAGAUACGGACGCUGAUAUAGAAGUAGAUAAUGACAUUGAAGACGUGGAUAACGAAAGAUACGACAUUGAUAAUGAUAAAUAUGAUGGAGAUAAUGAAAUAUAUGGUGAAGACAAUGAAAGAUAUGACACAGAUAAUGAUAAAGAUUUGAAAGAAUUGGGAUUUGAAGCUGUUAGUGUUGAAGAUGCUUCGUAUGACACGUUAGAAGCUGCAGGUACGAGCGGUGGAAUCAAUAAAGAGAAGGAGGGGGAUUAUGACAAAGCAUGCGAAGAUAGUGACGAAGCCGAAUCAAAGUCUCAAAUUGAUAAUGAUGAAGAGCUGGCAAGGAUUUUGGGAGGAGAAACUGAUUUUCGUAAGUUUUUUUGUAUGUUUUAGGAAUAAGGUUGAAGCGUUUCAUUUUAACUGUUAACUAAUACGAACAAUAAGGGGCAUUUUGAGUGGGUAGGGAUGGGGGUGGUUAAACCUUUCUAAAGCUGCAUUUGAGAUUUAAAUUUAGCAGUUUAUACUACGCUUUUUGAUAAAAAUAACAAAGUUUUCAUGUUUACCUCGCUUUUCAAAGUGUUUUGUUGGAAAAUUAAUAUUGUUUAUUAAAUUCUUCUUUAUAUAUUUAUAACUUUGUCAUAGUUAGCUAAUUGAUGUUGUUUUAGGUAGACAUGUACGCGUUUCGAGGGAAGUUCAACGGCUCAUGUUCUCUAAUCCAGGUUCAGCUAUAGCCGAUCAGUUCUUGAACAUACGGACGACUCGGUCACAACGAAGAUCGUGUAAGUUUUGGGGUUUGAUUUUAUUUAAAUUAGUCAAAAUGUAGUUUUUGCUGUUUUAUAGGCUAUAUUUCAGAUAGAACUCACGUUUUGGUAAGGAAAAUGCUUAAAAUGAAUACUAUUUUUUGGAAAAAGCGUUUGUAAAAAGAAAAUUGAUGGUUUGAAUUGCUAACCUUUAAUAUAAAGGGAUGAAAAGUUUUAAAAUUAGUUGAAAUAUAACUAGAAUAGGGUUGAAAGAGGUCAAGAUGAUAUAUGGCUGAAAUAGAUCAAAAUGAUAUAGUAUGCUUGAUUUUUAAAUUAGUUUUUACGUUAUCUGAUUUAUAUCUUACAUAUAUAAAAAUACAUUAUUUUAGCUCAACGAACAGAUGAAAGUGUCACACCAUCGCCUCAGAAGGAACGUAAAGUGUAAGUUUUACAAUUUUUUUUUAAAUUGGAGUUUAAUUUUUAGAAUGUUAUUGAAAAUGGCAUUUUAUGAGAAUAAAGAUUUUUUGUAUUUUGUUUUAAAGACUUUUAUAUAUUUAAUUAUGAUUUUAAAGUCAAUAAAAACUUGAAAAAGUGAUUUUCACUGAACUUUGAGAAAAUGAAUCACAAUCGUUUUAUUUUCAGACGUCAGAAGCCGGGCAGGAAGCCCAAACCUACUGGAUACACCUACGAUCAACAAGGCCGUCUACUGUACAGAGGCACCAUAAUAGGCGAUCAAUGUGACUGUCUGAGAGACGAAUGUGAAGGAUGUUUCUUCCCAUGCAAAUCUUGUCUAUCACCCAAAUGUGGACCCAUUUGUCGAUCUCAACGCACUUGCAUCGCCUACUGCACUGCUGACAUCACCAGUGGAAAUGAACCUCAAAUAACUCGUUUCAAUUCUUUGCGUAAGCCGGAAACCCUGAAUAUCUGA
Messenger RNA from Bursaphelenchus okinawaensis, 2689 nucleotides. Lineage: Eukaryota; Metazoa; Nematoda; Chromadorea; Rhabditida; Aphelenchoididae. The record is from the annotation of a GenBank genome assembly.